This is a messenger RNA of Anopheles coluzzii, 1547 nucleotides long. RefSeq names its product vesicle transport protein SEC20 (gene Sec20). Gene Ontology annotation, biological process: retrograde vesicle-mediated transport, Golgi to endoplasmic reticulum. The transcript is spliced from 3 exons. The coding region runs from base 261 to 968 and encodes 235 amino acids. Gene Ontology annotation, cellular component: SNARE complex; endoplasmic reticulum. The record is from RefSeq and is a predicted model, not a curated record. Lineage: Eukaryota; Metazoa; Arthropoda; Insecta; Diptera; Culicidae. Gene Ontology annotation, molecular function: SNAP receptor activity.
GCCCGCAGACGUCAGCCGUCGUGGCUGUGCUAACGUUUGUUUACGUCAAAACAAAACUUUCCGCUACGUACCGAGCCGAGGGAGCAAGUCCGGGAGUGCCUGCUGCGAUUAGAAGACACCACUUUUGGCAGCGAAUGUAAUCGACGGGAGGAAGACACACCUCCCUGCUGCAUUUAACCCAAAUCAGCCCACAUUCCUGUGUCUGUGUGUGUGUUUUACGGUGUACGUAUUGCCGGAAGAAAGGCAGACAGCAAAACAAGAUGCCGCUCUCCAGCUACACGGACGUGUCGGCCAUCCGGCAGGAGAUACUGGACAACAAUUUACGGGCGAAGGCAAUCAUUAUGGACAUCUCCAACUUCCGCGGCACGUUGCGCGAGCUGGAAACGCUGAACGAGGCCGGCCGGGACAAGCUGGCCGCACUGCGCCGGUGCAUCGACCGGAUGGACGUGCUGGCACGGGACGAGCCGGACCACAAGCUGACGGAGGAGGCGGAAAAGAACCGCGAACAGUACACCAGAACGCUGCAAGCGUUCCGGAAGGCCAACAUCAGCACGAUGCUCGAGAUCGAGAAGGCAAACAAGGAGGAGCUGUUCGCGCUGCGCCCGGAAGCGAGCGAUGUGCGGCAGCGGAAGGUGGGCCCGGGCGGUCCCACCACCGGCAAGACGCAUCGCAACUCGUCCCUGCUGUUCCAGCAGGAAAGCGUCACCGACCGGAUGAUCUCGAUCUCGAAGCAGCUGCACGACACGACGCAGAAGUCGGCCGCCACGCUCGACAUGCUGGUGGCGACCAGCGCCACCGUGGAGAGUACGCGCGACGAGCUGCUCAAGACGGCGGGGAAGAUACACCAGUCGCGCAAGCUGCUGCAGAAGUACAGCCGGCGGGACUGCACCGACAAGGUGCUGGCCAUGUUCGGGCUGGUGCUGUUCCUGGUGAGCGUGCUGUACGUGCUGUCGCGGCGGUUGUUUUAAACCAGUUUGGCAGUAGAUGUGGCAGAGAGAGAGAGAGAGAGAGACAGAGAGGCAGCAAAUCCAAAUUCCAAAAACCCUUUCCGGCACGUGGGGCAUCCCAGAAUUCCUUCCCAGAAUGAUUGUCACUGCCAAACGUACAGGAAUUAGAUGAAAUUCGCGUACAGCAUAAAACUUUGUACUGUUCUCGCCGCUUUUACUUGCUUUACUCCUUUCUCACAAUGUUUUAUUUAAAAAAAAAACAGGGCCCGUUCAGUGAGCUAUUCCGGUAGCAAACUGUUAGUCACACAGUACUGCCCCCUUUUUUUCAAAUGCAGGGAAAAAACGACUUCAAAAGCUUCACAGACACCACGAAAUUGAGUGAUGUACACACCGCCAAAAUCCGUUCACAAUCAAUCCCUUCCUUGCAAGCACUCCUUUUUUCCUCCCAGCUCUGACCCCAGCUUUAUCGACACUUUGGCACGUGCAUUGUAUAAUGGUUAAAUAGUUAUUAGAACGCUUACGGUAUAUACGCGGGACAAGGGAAUGAAACGACGAUGGGGGUCGGUAAAUAAAUUAUAACUGCAGUUUGUGUGUAACUGC